AUGGCUAUGGAGGUGGGGACCCAGUUGGCUGAACAGCCACCGAUGAGUCCAAAGGCUGAACCGAAGCCUGAGAAGAAGUCAGGGCACAGGCCAAGGAACCAUGGGGACAGCAGGCCACAGAAAGAACCGAUGAUCCCAGGGAUCGUGGAUUUCGAGCUGAUCCGAGAGGCACUGAGGACCCCCAUACCCCAAACCCCUGGUGCCUACCACUUUGGCUGCCUCAGCCACCACUCCUUCUUCUCCCGGCACCACCCCCACCCCCAGCACGUGACCCACAUCCAAGAUCUCACCGGGAAGCCUGUCUGUGUCGUCAGGGACAAGGUCUCUCUGGCCGCUUUGCCUCACGCCGCAUUCUUAUCCCGCUGUCUGAUGGGGAUGCCUACCAUCUCUCUCCCUAUUGGAGACCCACAGUCCAAUCGCAACCCCCGGCUUUCUUCUGAGGCCUGGAGGAAGGAGUUGAAGGACCUGGCUUCCCGGGUGGCCAUCUUCACCAAGGAGAACCAACUGAAGAACAAAGAGAAAGAGGAGCCUCAGCGGGAGGAGGGGGCAAAGUACUCUGCGGAGACUGGUAGGCUCAUCCCUCCUGCCACCCGAGCUGUCAGCCGCCGCCACUCCCGCCGCGGCCGGCAGAACAAUGCUUCAGGCCGAGAUGGAGGAGGCCAGACCUUUGUCCUUCAGGAUCAGGAGCUGCUGAUCCUGGAGCUCCUUUGUCAGAUCCUGCAAACAGACUCCCUGAGUGCCAUCCAGUUCUGGCUUCUCUCCGCUCCCUCCAAGGAGAAAGACCUCGCACUCGGGCUCCUGCAGAUAGCCGCGGCUCAGCUCCUUCCUCAGCCCCUCGUCUCCAUCCCAGCAGAAAAGCUCCUGAACCAGCUCCAGGAAGUCCAAGAACCACCUCCAGAGAGGAAACAGCCACCCUACAGCCAAUCUCCGAAGAAGACGAAGACGCCACCUCUACCAAGGAGGGAGAAACCAGAGAACAUUGGGAAAGCCCAAGUCCUCCGGAUGCAUUCCAGCCAGAACAUGGAAGAGAAACCGGCAAAGCCAAAGGCAGAGUGCUGAGGACCACCAGCCUCUCUGCCCACCUUGCUCAGGACCCGCGUUCGGGGUUGCUUCUGCACCCACCACUGCAACAGCGAUACAUACUUUCAUAUCACAUGGAGUCUAUUAAAACACUGUCUUCC
Equus quagga is the source of this 1181-nucleotide messenger RNA. RefSeq names its product thymus, brain and testes associated (gene TBATA). Bases 1 to 1059 code for a protein of 352 amino acids. The transcript has 9 exons. NCBI's taxonomy places the organism in Eukaryota, Metazoa, Chordata, Mammalia, Perissodactyla, Equidae. The record is from RefSeq and is a predicted model, not a curated record.